AUGGCCAACACGAUCGUGACCAGUGUCGACCAGUACAACAAACUCAUCAGCACGCCAGCCCUAACCGUGAUGUUGUUUUCCGCUGACUGGGCGGAACAGUGCAAGCAGAUUCUCGCGGUGAUGACGGAACUGGCCAGGCAGUUUUCCGCGGUUCAGUUCGUGGACGUUCCGGUGGAGGAACUGUCCGAGGUGGCGCUCAAACAGAUCGAUGCCGUUCCGACGGUGAUCUUUUUCCAGGCGGAAGAGGCCUUUGAUCGGAUUGAUGGUGUAGACAUUGCCGCGCUGACGACCAAUUGUCGAAAGCUGGCCGGAGCAGCAACAUCAGUUGGUGGAGGUGCCAAGGAACCGCUGGAGGAUCGGCUACCCUCGGACGAACCAACCUAUGGAUGCUGCGAAUCAAAAGGAUUUCUUAAAGCCACUGCCGAAUUCCGAUUCUUCGUCGUCGUCGUUGGCGAUUCAUCAUCCCUGUCUAGAUUGGUAGUUUGGUACCGCGGAAUUUCUACAAUAUAG
Culex quinquefasciatus (southern house mosquito) is the source of this 510-nucleotide messenger RNA. Its product is annotated as glutaredoxin 3. The record is from RefSeq and is a predicted model, not a curated record. The transcript has a single exon. Lineage: Eukaryota; Metazoa; Arthropoda; Insecta; Diptera; Culicidae. The coding region runs from base 1 to 510 and encodes 169 amino acids.